Molecule: messenger RNA, 2759 nt
Organism: Ruditapes philippinarum (Manila clam)
Lineage: Eukaryota; Metazoa; Mollusca; Bivalvia; Venerida; Veneridae
Product: dentin sialophosphoprotein-like
Exons: 1
Coding region: 147-2576 (809 amino acids)
Source: RefSeq, a predicted model, not a curated record
GAGGCAAUUUCAUGUUUAUUAAUAUGUUUAUACAUGUAUUUCAACAGAUGAUGUACCGAGUAAUACCAUUUGCCGUCUGUCUCUUAGCACUGACAAGUUCGAGUCACGCACUUCCGGUUUCAACGUCACGAGAUUUUAAUUUUGCCAUGGAUUUCGAGCAGACGACAAUGUCUAAGCCGACUACAACAAUAGACUAUGACCUUGCCGACUUUGAUGAGUACGGGAAUGAUCCAGGAAUUUAUGACGUUGCAGGUUCUCCUGAUGCGAUACAUCUAGCAGACGACACUGAUCAAGGGUUUGUAAAUAAACUUGAUUUCGACACCGGACAGUCUUUGUUUGAGUAUGGAUUUACUGUUACAGCAAGUGUUUCGAAGUCCCCAAUAAAAGGCGGAGGAAUAUCUGAUGAAAUUUCAGAAAAUUCUAGAACUGGCAGUGAAGGCGGGCCAUCUGAUGAAGGAACUAAUCCUUAUUCCAACAAUCAACAGGUAGCAAAUGUUAUUCCACCUGAAAACAAUACAAAUUACAAUGUGUAUGAACAGAUAAACCAAAAUAAUCAGAAUGAAAAUGAAGAUGACAUUAUUAUUGGAAGCGGCGGUCAAAUAAAACAAUCGUAUCAAGGAUCACAAGUGAAAAGUAAUGAUGAAGUGUCAUCAGAACUAAGCGGUAAUGAUAAAGUUGUGAACAAUAUCAUCCCCAAACAAAACAAUCAAAGUGAAAGUGGAGCAGGUUCGUAUACUAAAACAAGAGUAAACUCCAAUGAAGAUAUGAAUAAAGACAAUCAUCGUGGGAUUGGUUCAUUUAAUGCGGGAAGUUAUUAUACGGAAAAUACGGAUGAAGAAACCGCCAAUGACUUAGCUGAAUUACCAAAUUCGCCUGGACUUAAGGGAGAACUGUCUCAAGGACAUUCUUCAAGUCCUAAGAAGAAUGAUGGUUCUCCAGAAAGAACAGAUCAACAGCUUCCUUUAGGUACUAAUUUGAAAUCACCUGAUGAAAAUUGGUCACCUACAGCAUCGGACGAUGAAAACGGGUCACAAUCAACUUCGGCUGGACCCGGGUCACCGGAAACUUCAGAUGAAACCGGGUCAGUAUCAACUUCAGAUGAAAGUAGCUUCGGGUCAACUUCUGAUGACAGCGGAUCACAAUCAACUUCUGAUGAAAACGGGUCACAUGCAACUUCAGAUGAAAAUGGAUCACUAUCAACUUCAGAUGAAAACGGAUCAUGGGCAACCUCAAAUGAAAACGGGUCACCAGAAACUUCAGAUGAGCAGGGGUCACUGUCAACCUCAGAUGAAAACGGAUCACAGUCAACUUUAGGUGAAACCGGAUCACAUACUACUUCAUAUGAAAAGGGGUCAACGGAAACUUUAGAUAAGAGUUCACUGUCAGCCUCAGAUGAAAUAAAGUCUCAAUCAACUUCGGAUGAAAACGGGUCACAAUCAACUUCGGAUGAAAACGGGUCACAAUCAACUUCAGAUGAAAACGGGUCACAAUCAACUUCAGAUGAAAACGGGUCACAAUCAAUUUCAGAUGAAAACGGGUCACAAUCAACAUCUGAUUCAGAUGAACUCGGGUCACAAUCAACUUCAGAUGAAAACGGGUCACAAUCAACUUCAGAUGAAAUCGGGUCAGCAUCAGAUCAAAAUGAAAUACAUUCAUUUUCAAAAGAUAACAGCAUUGAGAAAAACAAAGAGGGCACACUCCCCUUUGAUACAAUAGGGGGAUUUUCGGAGGAUUAUGAUAAAGAUUUUGAUUAUGACAUUGAUGCCAAAGAGUCUGAUUUAGCUCAAGUAUCGAAUAAAACAGACAACGAAGCAGCCGAUGAUCAUGGCCACAGCACAGAAAGCUAUGAUUUAGCCAUGUGCUUCUCAUCUACUGAUGAAGAUUAUAAAUAUUGUCCAUUGCUCCGCUCUUUAUAUUCUAUCUGUAAACUGCAAUUCAAACAGGAGUGUGCAUCAAGUGAUGCAGAAUAUAUUUCCAGCAUCGGUGCAGUCUCGUCAAACUUAAAAAGCUCUUCUUUACCAGAUACUAGUAUAUCAAGUGAUUCGUUUGAAGACUUGUAUCCGGACACUUUGGAUAGUACUUCAUCUGGUGAUUACUUCGGUAGUAGCAGUAAAACAAGCUCGAUGUCAGUUGAGGCUAUUGAAAAUUUAUCAACUUCAUUUGAAAGGUCACGAUCUAUAUUUGAUGUUAUCAGUAUAAUAAAAGAGGCAUGUGGCAGUAUCUGUGCACUUGCUGAAAAUGCCCCGAUUGGUGACACAAAUCAAGACGUAAGAGAUGAUGAUGAAGGUAAAAACAGAGAUGUGGACAGUUCAGAGAGCUCGGACGAUGCUAAUGACUUAAAUGAAGCAGAUACAAAAGCUGUCGUGGAUUCUGACGAAGAUUUAGAUGACCAAAGUACCAGCACUAAAAGUUCCAGGGAUUAUCCUAUCAAGAAAACUUCAAACGAACAAUUAGUAGAUGAUAGUUUAACGAGUAGCGUCUAUGAAGACAGCAUAUCAAGUACCGAUUCAAGUGGGGGUAUCAGUUUUGAAUAUACCAGUUACGCUUCGGAGAAUACUAGUGAUCAAUCAAAAUGACUGACUUUUACAUAUGAAUAGACUCGUAAAAACAAACAUAUAGUUUUUAGAGACUAGGAACGUUAGAUAAAGUAUUAUAUGCUUUGUGAGCAGCAUAUGAAUGAUAGAUGUUAAGUGGCAUUCCCAAUGUUUACACUUCAUCUUGAUGAAAUAAAAUAUCUACAUUUGUGAAAGGUAGUCAGU